Paramecium tetraurelia is the source of this 510-nucleotide messenger RNA. RefSeq lists its product as uncharacterized. The transcript has a single exon. The record is from RefSeq and is a predicted model, not a curated record. NCBI's taxonomy places the organism in Eukaryota, Ciliophora, Oligohymenophorea, Peniculida, Parameciidae.
AUGUCUGAAGAAAAUAUUAGUUAAAGAAAUUAGUUUGAGCUUGUCAAGCAUGCCAAUGCAGUGAAAAGAUUUGAGAAUCUCGAGAAGCUUAAGUUAAUUGAUCGUUUAGAAACAUUAGAGAAAAUUAAAAAAUCUAAUGAUAGAUUAGAAAUUAAGAAAUUUAUGUUUCAAUUACAACAAAGAAUGUUUGAUGCACCUGAUUAGUUUUCAAUUAUUAAAUUUUCAAUAGGUCUAAAGCUAAUUUUAGAGAAUAUGCCUAAAGAAGUGUAGAGAAAUUAAAGCGUGAUUCGAAACUUUCUCGCUCUCCUGAUUCACGCCAGACUACAGCAGCCGAGAAAUAAACAGAAAUAAAAGAAAUUGAGGUUAAACCAUUUAAAGUGUGAUAGUUUUAAUUAGUUAUAUAUGAUUGCAAUUAUCCAUACAAAUAUUAAUUAGUCUAAUAUUCAUCUAACUGGAUUAAAUGAUGAUCAAUUUUUAUUAUUCAAAAAUUAUAGAAUAAUUUUCAUAUGA